CGGAAUGCGGCUCGUCGUAGUGUCCAUUGCCACUCGUGAGGUUCUUUUGAACGGGAGCGUUUUCUCUUAACCACUGAGUGAAAACUUUUGAAUAUUCAUGAGUUUCGGCCUCUCUCUGUGGUUCAGAAUGACUCGGUGACCCUCAAAACGUGUACUGUUGAAAGUAAGAAAUCAUUCCUUCGAUCAAGCAGUCGGCUUGAAAAGCACGCACUUUCCGGACUUUCCGAAAUAACCCUUCUCUCAGGAAAAAAAGAUCCUAAUGUCGGACCUUGACGACAUUGAAGAUGUAUUUGAGGUAGGUACACGAGUAUGAAAGUGUUUAUUUAGACAACUUUGUCAAAUUCAUAGUUGCUCCAUAGUUGUUACUGUUUACACGGAAUACUAUGUGAGGUUCAGACUUCCCACACACGCGAUUGAUGUAAGCUUGAUUAUCGAUUACCUCGGUUAGUGAGUAAGUAUGCUCCAUUGUGAUAAGUGAGACUAGUUGAACUGAUCGGAAUGAAAUAUUGCAGCAACUUGCGCAGGCAAGCAUGAAAAUAUGAAUAAUUCUAACUUAAACUUAAUCAAUUAAAUUAAGCUCAAUCCUUAAUCCUUAACGUCACACGGAUUCGAUUUAUUAGUCGUGCUCAAAAAUUUAAUCUUAAAUAAAAUCAUAAAUCGUAUAGUUUAGAGGACGUUUACAGCCAGUUUGAUAAUAUCUCUGCUCAGUUUAUUAUCUUUUGGUUGUGGCUAUUCAUUUUGUUGAAUGUUUAUGUUUUCAUUAAAAACAGCCACCCCAGUGCCUGCCCUCCCUUGUAUUUCCUGAGUAUUUACGGACCUGCCCAACCCCUGAUAAGGAAAAAUCUGGAAACUCAUGAAAAAAAAAUUCGGGAGAUUCUACAAAAAGUAGUGUUAUUCUAUUUUACAAAGCCCCAUCAAGGCUUAAACAGGCACCAGCAUUCCCUGCAAAAUUUCUGUUUUUAUUCAGCAGGGUAACAUUUCAUUUCAGAAUGAUAUUUCCCCAAAAACUGUGAGAUUUAGAAUUUUGUCGUGAGGCCAUGAGAAAAGUUAAAAAAAUUGUGAGACUCACAGGAGAAUCAUGAGAGUUGGCAAGUCUGUAUUUAUUUUUUCAGGUUGCGAGUUUCUAUGGUCGAGGGUGUAGUUCAUAGUCAUGCUUGGCGUAAUUUUCCUUUUUAACUGGGCUUGCUGUAGGCAGGCCCAGUUUAUAAAAUACCUUCAAUUUUUCCUCCAUGGGGUGUAUCCCUAGCAAUUCAUGGUGGGGAUGUGUGGACUCAGUCUCUUAAUCCUAACUGUAGACUCUUAUUUCAGAUGUAUAUCUUUUAGGCAAAUGUGAGCAAGCACCCAGCUGAAUUGUUGCAUAUUUCUUUGUUCAGUAAAUGGCUUCUAUCAAUGAUUAAGCGAGCAAUGUGGGGAGCGUAUUCCUGGGAAUUGUUAGAGGGGUGUAUUGUUCUGUUUGCCAAAUCCUUACUCCAGAUUUUAUAUCAGCUCAAUACCUAUAAGACAAAUGUAAGAGAGUACUCCCCUGGAGAAUUUCAUGAUGAUAAUCACGAUCAAUUAUUAACUUGGUAACCUUUAAGCAUGUUAAGUGAAGGCAGCCAGUAAAUGAAGAUGUGUUUGAAGCUCGUGUAGUGUGCUUUUUCACACGUUUCAAAAUGGCAUCAGACAGAAGAAAAAUGAGGGAAAUUUGUACACAGUUACAUGCCCAGUGGGUGAACACAAUAUCACUUUUUUGCCGGUACCCAGCUGGCACUAGUGCUUGGGUACGAAGUGCGAGCAUAGUCUUUGAUCCUUGAUUCUGAUAAUUGGGGAAAGGAGGAUGAAAGUGCAUUAUAAACACCAUUUUUGGCCUUAUAAACAAAAUUCCUAAAGCCUCUCUUCAGCUUAAGUCUGACUUAGAAUUAUCACAGAGGUAAGCAAAUCAUUAAGUGAGCAAGAGCAAAUCAUUGAGUGAGCAAGGGAGGUGAGCUAGACUGAAAUAUGUGAACAAGCUGAGGAGGGGCUGUACGAGAGUUAGUUAAAACAGUUAGAUUUUCAUUUUUGGAAAAUCAUUUAUGCACUGCAAAAUGAAUAUAGUGAAAAGUAGAGGUGAAGGUGUAAGUUUUUAAAUAUAAUUAUUUUUCAAUGGUUUCCUCUUAUAGUGGGUGGAGUCCAUCACAGAGAAGAGUGUGCAGAGUAUCUCCUUCUUCCGUCUUCCCUUAACCCCAGUUUCACCAGUUUGCAUUUAGUUUUUUGUUAGUGAUAUUUGCUAAUCUGCAUAAAAUUGUACCCAAAUCUUUGGAAACACACUGUUUAAUCAUUUUACUAUAAUCUACCACCUAAUUAGGGAUGGUUAGAAAAACCUGUGGAAGAAGAUGUCAGUAAGAACAAGGGCUGGCUGAAAAAAUCAUUUGCAAAGAAAUGGAAGAAAGGAUAUUAUGUUCUACGUAAAUAUUGUGCAGGGAAUCAGCCAUUCCUGCAGUGGUUUGACAAAGAGGAUGGCUGGCGAAGGCAGAUGCCCCGUGGGACAAUAGAACUGUUUCCAAGGUACAAAGUGUUUAAGAGAGCAGAGCACAAGGCCAAGCAGUUUGUCUUUGAGAUAAGCACUGAUGCUGAGUCCCUGUUGCUUGCGGCUGAGAGUGAGACUGUUAUGGACUUGUGGGUCAUUCAGCUACAGAUGCAAACUUUAAUGAACCCACGAAUAGGAGGUUGGUUUGCAUGAGAUGUAAUGUCAUUUAAAUGCAAAUUGAACUAAGUUCCAUAAAGAGCAGCUGUUUUUUUAAUGGCAUUUAGUGGUAACAUGGAUAUGUGUAAUGCAAUAAGCACUCUUGUUGUAGCUUCACGGAGCACUUUUCAGGGUGUCAGUUUCUCUGUGGAACAUUAAAUGCUCCACAAAAUUUUAAUUUAGAAACAAAUUAAAAGAGCUUGGAAGGAGAUUGUUUCAUUUUGGCCCCUCUCUUUCCAAGCUCUUUGAAUAUGUUUUUACUGUAAGCAAAGUGUAACCGACAUGCCUUGACCACUCUCUGUUUGGAUGCACCUGGGUUACAGGCAUCGCCUGCCAUGGGAGCAGUUCACCAGACAUUGCAGGCACCAAUCUUCAUCCAGUGUGAAGCAGUUGUCAACCUCUUGUUAUUAUUCUCUGUUGUGUUACCUUAGUUUAUGAGGGUAACCCUGUUUUUAUUGCCCCCUAACCACGUGAAUACAUUUGUAUACUGUGAGAUGCUGUUUUUUUGUUUAUAAUACUUGCAACAAACAAGUUUGCUGUUUAGCUGCCGUUUUUCUUAUUUCUGAUAAUUUUCAUGAUCUUAUGUUCAUCACAGGGGAAGUGUUUAGAGUCCGAGGCAGUGGUAAUCGUCAAAUGCAACGAAUAGGAGCAAGGGACCAACAGUGCCUUUUGCAUAUCUCUAAAUGGGGUUUGACGCUAGCACUGGAACGCACACGAGCUGUACUGGCCCAGUGGCCACUGACUACAAUACGCAAUUAUGAAUCAUUGGAUGCUAAUGAGUUCAUAUUUGAGGCUGGCAGAGCCUCACCAAUGGGUGAAGGAAAGUACGAUUUUUUCACACAAAAUGGUGAUGAUAACAGGAUAUUUGAUGUUAUCGAUAGUUUUGCUUCAGCUAGACUGAGGAGGCAGCAGGGGGUUCGUUCACCAGCGCCAUUAAAUCAUAACUUGACCGACGAUGACAUUGAAAGAGCUUAUGAUCAACUCCGGUUUUCAGUUAGCUGGCAGUCUACUGCAUCAGGUAUUUGCUCAGCUGAAAUACAAUGAUAUUAAUACACCUUGAAAUAAUAAAUUAGCAAGUGCCUGUACCAUUUUUCCUCAAAUGAGUGCAAAAUUUUUGCCUAAGCAGGGGGCAGGGGAGCCCUUAUAAAGUUUUGCUUUGAGCAAACUGAAUGUCUGCAGUAGGGUAGGUACAAAACUCAGACAGGAUCAGCUCAUUUACAUACAGGAUACAUAGUGGGUAUUAUUGUCUGAAAAGUAUUUGAGUGAGUUGAUCUGGUCCGAGUUUUGUACUUUUUUAAGGUUUUGUAACUAAAGUAGAGGUUUCCGCUAUUCAAAGACAAGAGAAUGGUCUAAGGUGUAUCUUGGAAAUUUUGGGUAUUUAUUUUUAUUUUAAAAGUGAAGAUAAAAGAACUAGCUCUGCAAGCAUAACUUUAUGUAGGUGGAGGUAACCCAAACUGGUCACUGAAUAAAGAAGAAACUUGGCAGGUAUUUUUUACACAUUGCAUUCCACAAACAUAAAUACAGGUCCCUGUGCUGCAGAUAAAUCAGCAAGACCAGAAGUGUUUCCUAGCCCUAAUCCCUAUCCAAAAUGUUGUUUUUGAUCAAGGGGCAACUAUUUGGUUUACCAGUAGUUACCAAUCAAUAAAACAGUGACCUGCAAUCGUGACCUAUGAAAUUUGACCUAUAAAAAACCCAUCCAAAUAAACUUUCAAUGUUAUCUAGGCCCUCCAUUCAGCUGGGAUGGGACGUUGAGGAACAUCAACCCAACUGCUCCACAAUCCAUUGAUGUAGCAGGCUCAGAACAAAGCAUGUACAACCAUCUGGGAAGAUCUGACAGUAUUGGAAGUGCACAUAGUUUAGGCGGUGUCUCUUUGAAUUCAGAGUCCAAUCUUAGCUACAAUCGUCUGGAUCGAUUGCCAAGCUGGGGUUCUCGGGCAUCUCAUGCUACGGACCAGUACAAUAGGCUUAACCCUGUUCCAUCAGCAAGUAGCAUACAUGAUGGCACCUACGAUCGAUUGGCUCGUUCACCUAGUACUUCAAGUCGUACCUCAGUUCCUCCUCUGGUAAGUUUGUAAGCAUGGCCAACACAAGUCUCUGCAUUGCUGAAAUAAAUAACAAUAAUUUUUUCACCAAAGUGGAGGUGGCUAGUGGUGUUAUUUACCGAGCUGUGAAGCGGUGAGGUAAAUAUCAGCACUAGCCACUGACACUGGGUUGAAUAAUUAUUUAGUAACACCAAAGAAAAUUGUAGAUUCCGUCUUAAUAAGUUUUCACAUUUUGGUCCCAUUUUGUGGGUUAGUGUGAUCUGGUUGAGUGGUCUGAAAUUGAUUAUUAUAAAAUACGUGUAAUGUGUGCUCAUCAAAAGUGCAAUCAAGUGGCCACUUUCAAAUUGAGUAAGGGACUGGGACUAAAUCACCUUAAUUAACCAAUAGAGUAUUGAAACUUGACAAAAAAAUCAAACAAACAAACAAAAAAAAACCAAUGGAAAAAAAAUCUCUUCCAGUAGCUCUCUAUGUUGAUAAAGUGUGCCCUAUAUUCAAAUUUACUAUAAUUUUCCAUCUUUUUGGCAGCCUUCAGAAAAUAAGAAUUAGACCAAUCUGGGAAUGGAUCAGGCUUUAUCAAUUUGACUGCUAAGGGAGGCGUACUUGAACAAAUAAUAAUUUUGCAGCCAAGACUGUGUAUGAAACCUGUAUGCUGGAAAGGUCCAUUGGGGAUUGUACCUCAAAAAGUGGGUGGGUUUAUGCUAGUCCUGCUAUAAGGGGUACUAAAAAUAUUUUUAUCUUUAACUUACAAAUCCACUAUGUAUUCUGCUUGCUAGACUGACUCCCAGAGCUGACUCCAUGAUACAUGUUAUGGUGUUUACAGGACCGAGGACUACAAAAAGAAGAAAAGCCUCCCUUGCCCUUGAAACGUUUACCACGGGGAAAAGGAACCAAUAAGCCAUCUGUAGACAAUGUGGGAAUUAGACAACCUGUUCGUGAUUUAACAAGUAGUAAAGCAUGUGCUCCAGAAUCAAGUGAUGGAAAGUCGAAAGUGGUUGAGCCCCACUCUUUGCCGGCAUCAUCCCAGAGAAUGACUAAUUUAUACCAGGAGAGUCCAGAGAAAGGAAGCUUUGCAAGGGAAGAAAGGAAAAUCUCAGUGGUUGGAUCUCCUAACUUUGUGUAUCUCAAUGCAGCUAAUUCAUCAAGUGUUGAAGUUCUACCUCAUGUUUAUGCUACAGUGGAUCCUAGCAAAAUGAAAAAGAACCGGCAGCAGGCUGAAAUGGCUUCAGACUCCGCUCUUGUCCAUACAAGGAGAAAAAGCAAGAGUUCUGAUAGCAUCUUGAGUGGUUCACCCUCAAGUCCACCCAAAUACACUCAUUUUGGAGCAUUUGCAGCUAACAAUGAUGAUAGCAAGGCACUUGAUGAUACAUUCUUUCCUAUCAUACCACCACAAAAGCCGCGCUCUGAAAGGGUGUCAUUAGCGAACACAGUUAGCCCAUCGGAUUAUGGUGAAGGAAAAGCAGAGUUUGUUACUGUUGCACCAGAACUACCAGCUAAGAAGGGCUCGUAUACUGGCCAAGUGGAGAUAUUAGAGAGAACUCUGUCAGAAAUGUCUAAUGUUUCAUGGGAAGGGGAAAAAAAGGAUGAUGAUUCUGCUACUUAGGCGUGGUUUAGAUGGGAUACUUCACAUGAGCCCAGGGUUGUUGUUAAGAUUUUGAGUUGCCAGGUAAAUACAAUAAGUAGGUGGGGAAUCAAACACCUAGGAGUUUCUUUUGGUUCUAAUUUUCUUCUAUUUGCCAAUAAAAGUAGCUGGGAGCCACACUCAUCGUAGCCGGGGGGAAUCCCCGGCCCCCGGCUCUAAAUGACAGUCCUGUGAGCCAAGUUAAAUUCAGUGAAUGAAGUUUAUGUGAAGUACAGCAUUUGAAUCAAUUUGAAACAGCUAACUGAAUUUGGAUAUGGCUCAGCUGUUCUUCAUGCCUGGCUGAAUAAUGACUGGGGACUGGUGGUGAUUCAGUCGUCAUUAAGGCAGUCUGAAUCAAUUCAGCUGGUGUAAAUUAAUUUGAGUCAGCUUAAACUUGAAGCGAGUCAGUUGGGCUCAUGUGAAGUACGGCAUCUGAACUGGUCCUAAAUCUUCUCUGAUGAGAACUGAAAACCAAUUGAAAUCAAUAAUAAUUAUUGCUACUUUAAGUUACGUUGUGGACAAUAUUAGUGUAAUAUUCAUUUGAUUUUUUUGUACUUUGAAAAUCAACAGGUAUAAUUGUACAAGAUCAUUUUAGUCCAUAGAUGCAAGAAUUAUUGUCAAUUUAUUAUAUAGUAAUGCUUUUUUAAGCCCAUCCACUUUAUUUAUGGGAUUAAAGAUAGGGAGGGCUAUAAAUUUAUUUUUAAAGUCACCAAGGGUUUAAUACAGCAACAUGAAGUUUGCUUACUCAUGUUGAUAUGUUAAUAACAGUGUUCUGUUCCUUGUGAGAGUGGAAAGUAAUACUAAUAUAACUAGUCCCUCAUUGGUGUGCUUUUGUUGGAUUGGGUUAAGAAGGCAGGAAUGUAGCUUAUAGCAAAAAGCUUACCACCAGCUCAAAUCGCUCUGGAAUACAAAGACAUGAGGUAAUUUUGAAGGUACAUUUGAGUACAAAAGCUGUCUUGACUUCUACCUAGCUACAUCCCUGAUUAUGCAGGGUGGGGCUCACUAAAGGCCAAUUAUGUGGGAUUGAGAAGAAUGGUUGUGAUAUGCUAUUCUUUUUAGUAAAGGCAUGUUUGUUCCAAAGGGGGCUGUUCGCCCAAGCUUUCUAGCUUUUUCUGUCUUCUAUACAGCUCAAGAUAGCCUGUUCAGAUAUUGACUGCAUUGUUCUCUCCUAUGUAAUGAAAGGCCUUCCCAAAUUCACUUCAAACAGCAAGACAACAUAGGGAAACUUCACUUUCAUUGA
Porites lobata is the source of this 7601-nucleotide messenger RNA. The record is from the annotation of a GenBank genome assembly. Lineage: Eukaryota; Metazoa; Cnidaria; Anthozoa; Scleractinia; Poritidae.